Molecule: messenger RNA, 594 nt
Organism: Suillus fuscotomentosus
Lineage: Eukaryota; Fungi; Basidiomycota; Agaricomycetes; Boletales; Suillaceae
Exons: 5
Coding region: 1-594 (197 amino acids)
Biological process (GO): ubiquitin-dependent protein catabolic process
Cellular component (GO): proteasome regulatory particle, lid subcomplex
Molecular function (GO): structural molecule activity; protein binding
Source: RefSeq, a predicted model, not a curated record
AUGAUUUUUGCCGAAGUACACCUGCUCGAGAGUCGCGUCUACCGUGGCAUUGGAAACCUGUCGAAGUCCAAGGUUAGACUGCUGCAAACUCUAUAUUGUCCUCCUCAUCUUCAAGCAGUGUUAGACCUCCAAUCUGGUGUUCUCCAUGCCGAGGACAAAGAUUACGCUACUGCAUACUCAUAUUUCUAUGAGACUUUCGAGAACAUGUCAUCGCAGGAUGACCCAGCAGCGCUGAACGCACUCAAGUACAUGCUUUUGUGCAAGGUCAUGUUGAAUAUGCCCGAAGAUGUAACAUCACUUCUCUCUAUCAAUCUCGCGGUGAAAUAUGCUCAGCUUCGCGAGAUCGAGAGCAUGCGUGCCAUAGCGCUUGCGCAUCAGAAUCGGAACUUGUCAGAUUUCGAGAAGGCCCUUCCGGAUUACAAACAAAAACUCUCGUCCGACCCUACUAUUCGCUCACAUCUCGCAGCGCUUUACGACACCCUUCUCCAGCAGAAUUUGCUGCGUAUCGUUGAGCCGUACUCGGUGGUAGAGAUUGGCUACGUUGCCAAAAAGGUCGGGCAAGGACGGCAGGACGUUGAGGCCAAGCUAUCUUAG